Messenger RNA from Pungitius pungitius (ninespine stickleback), 1926 nucleotides. It is a transcript of the gene ca6, whose product is annotated as carbonic anhydrase VI. The coding region runs from base 75 to 1688 and encodes 537 amino acids. Gene Ontology annotation, biological process: one-carbon metabolic process. NCBI's taxonomy places the organism in Eukaryota, Metazoa, Chordata, Actinopteri, Perciformes, Gasterosteidae. The record is from RefSeq and is a predicted model, not a curated record. The transcript has 10 exons. Gene Ontology annotation, molecular function: zinc ion binding; carbonate dehydratase activity.
CCCUCACUUCAGAUAUAGAGAGAAACCCGGUGGGAGCUGUCAGAGUCCUGUGUGGAGGAUCCAGAGACACAGCGAUGGAGUUCUUCUUGGUGUUGGUCUCCUCUGUUUUGAGCUGUGCUAUCGGCGCUGGAAUUCCUGAUGACGGAAUACACUGGACAUAUGCAGGUAAAGAGGGAGCCUUGGACCAGAUGCACUGGCCAACCAAGUACCCUGCAUGUGGUGGUAAGAAGCAGUCCCCAAUAGACAUCCAGAGGCGCAACGUGAGACACAACCCAGACAUGCUGCAGCUGGAGCUCAACGGAUAUGAUGAUCAGGAAGGGAAUUUUCUCAUGUCCAAUAACGGGCAUUCCGUUCAAAUUGACCUGCCUCCCACCAUGGUGAUCACAAAGGGCCUCCCAGGAAAAUACACAGCGGUCCAGAUGCACCUGCACUGGGGCGGCUGGGACCUGGAGGCCAGCGGAGCAGAGCACACCAUCGACGGCAUCCGUUACAUGGCAGAGCUCCAUGUUGUCCACUACAACUCUGAGAAGUACAACAGCUUUACUGAAGCCAGAGAUAAGCCAGACGGGCUGGCAGUACUCGCCUUUUUCUAUGAUGACGGGCAUUUUGAGAACACCUACUACAGUGAUUUCAUCAACAAUCUGGAUAAAAUCAAAUAUGCAGGUCAGUCCAUGCACAUAUCAAGCAUUGAUGUGCGCUCCAUGCUCCCCGAAAACAUCAACCACUUCUUCAGAUACCAGGGCUCCCUCACCACGCCGCCCUGCUAUGAGAGCAUCCUCUGGACCGUGUUCGAUACUCCCAUCACUCUCUCACAGAACCAGAUCAGGAAACUGGAGAGUACUCUGAUGGACAUGGACAACAAGACCCUGUGGAAUGACUACCGCAUCGCUCAGCCUCUCAACAGCCGUGUGGUGGAGUCUUCUUUCCUGCCACGUCUGGGGAAAGGAACCUUUUGUCGACAAGAUGAGAUUGAAUCCAAGCUCCUGAAGAUCGAGGGUCUGAUAACGUCUCUUGGAAAGCACAUUCAUUCAGGUGGACAGGUUAACAGAUAUGAACCCCGGGCUCGGUUUCCCCUGGUCCUUGACUUCCAGGAGAAAAACUCUGGAAGUUAUGCUUUGGCUCGCCUCAGCCACCCCAUGGAACUGAACUCCUUCACUGUCUGCAUGCAUGUCCUGCCUCAGCUCGAGGGUGUCCACACCGUCGUCUCCUACGCCAGUAACGGCAACGACAACGAGCUGAUGAUCUCCAUCGCUGAGGACAGGGACGGGAGAGAGGUGGGCCUCUGGAUUGGAAAUGAGUUUGUCAACCUGCCGCACAACUUUAAGUCCCUCGACUGGGCCAACUACUGCAUCACUUGGUCUUCCCAGACCGGCGGCGUCGACCUGUGGAUCAACGGCAUGGUGGGGGAGUUGCGGUAUCUGAAAAAUGGAUACACAAUCAGCCCAGGUGGUGUGUUCAUUGUGGGAAAGGACCAGGACGGAUUGCUGGGCAUCACCAAUGCAGACGCCUUCGUGGGCAAGAUGACUGAUGUCAACGUGUGGGACUACGUGCUUUCCACAGCAGAUAUUCGGGACCAGAUGUCGUGUGAGAGAAACAACACUGUGGUGGGAAAUGUGUUCAGCUGGGGAACGACCAAACUCAGCAUGUUUGGGGGGGUGCAGCUGGACAGCCAGUACAGGUGCGCCUGAUUGGACAACAGAUUCUGUAGGCAUGAGCUUUGAAAUGUAAUAGCAAUAAACAAACAUUUCACUGGUGAUCGUGGGGGAUUUGAUAUGUGUUUAAUAAAGAAUAAAAUAUUUCUUUCAAGCACCUGUAAAAUAUUCAAUGCAAACUGUAUCUUAUUGUUUUGGCCAUGUAUUGUAUUCAUAUCUUAGCCUCAUCAAUAAAGGCUUUAAAGGCACUCGUUGGUUUGCAUUCAAUGAUGCA